Molecule: messenger RNA, 1632 nt
Organism: Vigna angularis (adzuki bean)
Lineage: Eukaryota; Viridiplantae; Streptophyta; Magnoliopsida; Fabales; Fabaceae
Exons: 4
Coding region: 1-1632 (543 amino acids)
Source: RefSeq, a predicted model, not a curated record
AUGGAUUCAACUUACAAAACAAAUAAAUAUCAGUUGCCAUUGUUAGAGAUUGUUGGUAUGACAUCUACUGGGUUAACUUACUCAGUCGCAUUUGCAUUCUUAUCAAGUGAGCGUCAAAAUAAUUUCACUUGGGAUCUUCAAAAGCUUAGAGGUUUAUUUUUGAACACUGAUACCGGUCCACAAGUCAUUGUCAGCGAUAGAGACUUGUCUUUGAUGAAUUCCAUCGGCAAUGUCUUUCCUUUGUCAUAUCAAUUGUUAUGUCGCUUCCAUAUUUCAAAAAAUGUACUAGCGAAGUGCAAAAUGUUACUUGAUUGUAAGGAAGCAUGGGAUGUCAUAAUGAAAGAAUGGGAGAACGUCAUGGAUUGUGAAGAUGAAUCUAUGUUUGGGGACUGUGUGAAUCACUUUGAAUACACCUGUCAUUCAUGCCCUUUAUUAUUUGAAUAUGUGAAUAAUACUUGGAUUAUUCCAUACAAUACUUACUUUGUGAAGGCAUGGACAAACAAAGUUAUGCAUUUAGGGAAUACAACAACGAACAGGGUUGAGUCUGCUCAUUGGAACUUAAAGAAAGUAUUGGGAAACAAUAUGGGAGAUCUUUGUUCUUGUUGGGAUGCCAUUCAUAAUGUAAUUGUGUUGCAACAUAAUAAGAUCAAAGCGUCGUUCGAAAUUAGUCUGAAUCUUAUGAGUGAAGCUUAUAAAGGCAUAAAAUACAAAAAACUUGUUGGACGAGUAUCCAGAUAUGCUUUAGGACUAAUAGCUAAAGAAUUAGAACGAGUGAAUCUUGUAGGUCUCGAUACGGGAAGAUGUGGAUGCAUACUUAGACGGACGUACGAUGUCCCCUGUGCCUGUGAAUUAGCACGUUAUGGCCCUGGUAUGAUUCCUUUGGGUGAAUUUCAUGUGAUGUGGACAAGAUUGUCUAUUUCAGAUAUUGUAUCGAAUGAAUCACAACCAGAGUUAUCCAAACAACAUGAGCUGACUAUGGUUGAAGAAAAAUUUAAGGAGGUUGAGAUUGGAGGUAAAGUGACAAUUAAACAAAAGUUACUUGACAUUGUUUGUCCUGCAAUGACAUCUAUGAUACCUCUAUUGCAUAAAGUUAAGACGAAGGGUGCACAAAAGAAAAAACUUCAGAGAACAGAGAGGUCUACAAAGCGUGAUCCCUCAUAUUUUGAGCAUGUAGACACAUUUCAGUCAACAAUUGAAUCUUCGUCUGCAAAAAACAAAUUUCAACUGAAGGAUAAACCUAGGCAACGAAGGAGAAUACCUAUGAUAAACCAAUUUCAUCCUAUUUGUCAACCAUACAUUCUCAAUAUUGUUGAUGUCGUUGCUAAUGGUCACUGUGGUUAUAGAUGCAUUGCUACGUCAUUAGGGCUCGGGGAAGAUUCUUCGCCCAUUAUACGAAAUGAUCUUUAUAAAGAACUGAGUCAGUGGCGUGAUGAAUAUGCGACACUAGUGGGAGGCUAUGAUAGACUAGAACAACUCAGGAGGUCUUUGAUGGGGGACCCACAGUCAGCGGCUAAUGCAACCAAGUGGAUGACUAUACCAGACAUUGGGUAUGCAAUUGUUAAUCGCUAUAACGUCAUCCUAGUUCAACUACAAGAUGGUUGUCCUUUACCUAUGACAGGUUCAACUACUUAG